UUAACGAGCAUGAGGAAUGCUGCCCUUCUAAGAGAGCAGGAUCUGGCAGGGGGGCAGAGGAAUGGUCUUAAUCCCAAGUGCACUCGCUCCCCAUUCUCCCAGGAAAAACGGGACAUGACAACGAUCCGGAAGAAGCUGGUGAUCGUGGGCGAUGGUGCCUGUGGGAAGACGUGUCUACUGAUCGUCUUCAGCAAGGACCAGUUCCCCGAGGUGUACGUGCCCACCGUCUUCGAGAACUACAUCGCCGACAUCGAAGUCGAUGGCAAGCAGGUGGGUGGCACAGGACAGGGGGAGAGGAAAGCGGGUUUGAGUCCAGCUGCUUCUAGCAAACUGGGCAAGAGCUGUGCCCUCAUCAGAGAUGUCCUACAAUGGAACUGGCACUUGGAGAGCUGGGAGCUGCACCCUAACAUGUCUGUCCUUCCUCCGUCUCUCUCAGACAUGACAACGAUCCGGAAGAAGCUGGUGAUCGUGGGCGAUGGUGCCUGUGGGAAGACGUGUCUACUGAUCGUCUUCAGCAAGGACCAGUUCCCCGAGGUGUACGUGCCCACCGUCUUCGAGAACUACAUCGCCGACAUCGAAGUCGAUGGCAAGCAGGUGGAGCUCGCCCUCUGGGACACAGCAGGCCAGGAAGACUAUGACCGGCUCAGGCCGCUGUCUUAUCCCGACACCGAUGUCAUCCUCAUGUGCUUCUCCAUCGACAGCCCUGACAGCUUAGAAAAUAUCCCUGAGAAGUGGACACCUGAGGUGAAGCAUUUCUGUCCCAAUGUCCCGAUUAUUCUGGUGGGAAACAAGAAGGAUCUGAGGAAUGACGAGCACACCAGGAGAGAGCUGGCCAAAAUGAAGCAGGAGCCUGUGAAACCUGAGGAAGGCCGGGACAUGGCGAAUAGAAUCAGUGCCUUCGGAUACCUGGAGUGCUCAGCCAAAACUAAGGAUGGAGUGCGAGAGGUGUUCGAGAUGGCCACCAGGGCGGCGCUGCAGGUCCGGAAACGCAAGAAGAGGAGCACCUGCCUGCUUUUGUGAGCGGAAGAGGAGGAAGAGACCCACCUUGAGAGCGAGCAAACUGAGGACCGAGAGGAAAAACCUUUACCAAACGCCAUCUUGUACUGUAUUCUCACAUUUCACAAAAGUUGGAGGAGAAACUACAAAAAUAAGACUGGGCUGGAACACGGGUUAGAAACAGAUUUUUUUAACUUGCCUUUAUUUUUUUUGGCACUAAAGGGUCUUUGUUUUUGUUAUUUUCACCAGCAUAUUUGUAAGAUGAGGAAAAAUAAAUUCACAUGUAUAUGUAUAUGCAUAUACAUACUUCAGUCUCUCCUUCUGUCUCCCCCCCCACCCCAAAGUGUUUGGGCUUUUUGUAUUGUACGGUGUUUUGCCUUCAAGUAAUUGUAUUUAUUGUUUUUUUUGGGGGGUGGGGGUUGUGGAUCAGGCUUUUAGAAUGAGCCACCCAAAGUCAAGUUUCCCUUUAAAAAAAUAAGUCCUACAGAUCUCCCAACAUUAGCAGGAAAACUGGUCUCGUCAUUUUUCAGCGAAAUUGCCCUGGUUUUCAAUUGUACAUCCAGGUUUCUGUGCCUCUGUGUAAAUGUAGUGCCAUGUAAAAGUUUUGUAAGUCUUUGAAUUAGCAUGGAGUCUGCAGUUUUUUUUAACAUUCUUAAAAGGCCAACAAGAUCCUAGCUAGGUUACACUCCCUUCCGCCUACCGAUGUCUUUAGUUUCAGCUGCUGUCAUUUGUGCAGCAUGGUCUUUGCUGCUGAAGAGGAAGUGAGAUUAUUGAGGACACGUGGGAUUUUGUUCUUUUCACUUGGAAAGAGAAGUGAACAUUGAAGUGAGUCUGCAGACUCGCAUGUUCCUUAAAAAAAUUACAUGUUCAGAGUGUUACUGUGAAAUUGGUAAACCUUCUGUUUUAUUAAACCCUCACCUCCUGGUUUGAGGUCUGUCUUACAGCUGUGACCCUGUGAGUGAGCUCCACAAAGCCCACAGGAGAGGUGCUGUCAGUCAGAGGAGAGGCACAGGUCUCACUGACAGCACUGCUAGCUCACAGAGGGACAGAUGUACGCUAUGUCGAACCAGCUCUAGUGGUUCAAGGCCAGCUGUACGUCUGGGACAGAGCACAAGUCAGCAAAUGAAAUGGCUGUGAUUUUGGGACUAUACUUUGUGUACACUAAAGCAGUUCAAAAACAUUUGAAGCAAGCCAGAUAGCUGCAAAAUGAGCCCUGUCAUCUGUUUAUGUAACUAAAUCAAAUUCAACACUAAUCCAUGUGCCUUUGACAGCCUGACGUUCGUUUUCCCCAUGACGGGACCGAGAGCUUGCCAACUUUAAAAAGGUUAGCAGUGUGGUAAUCUUCACACUCUUCUUUCCCAGAGGUGAGCUGUACUAGAACUGGUUGACAGCUUGGACUGCCCUGGGAGACAUGACCCCCAAGGUCUUUUCAAUUUCCAUGCAACUUUCAGGUCCAAAAUGCACACUCAAGUGAUGCUGUGAGCAGAACACGGAGACAUGGAUCAGUUCACGAAAGGCAGGCAUGCAGCAGUGAAGUACUUGACUAAACACUGAUUUGCAAUGACGUGCCAAACAGAGGUUCGACAGGUAGGUCCAGUUGAGUUUUUUUUUUUUUAAUCAAGCUUGGAUAAGAAAAGCCUUUACUUCACUAGUCCAUUUCUCAACCAGGAAUGGAGAAAGGGUUUGCUAAAUGGCAGUAGAUGACCAGAUAACCAAGAUCACUACACCUGCCCCCUUUUGCUUCCAGUUUAGCUGCGUGUACUGUGGCAACGCCUGCCAGUAAUGAGUGCCUUUUUUUGAACACAGCUCGCCAUGCGUUUGGUUGUACUCUAGGGCAUUUUUCUUUAGUCCUUUGUGCCUUCAUUUUUCCUGUUGAGUGUUUGCACAGAGAUGGAUACGAGGAAAGUGUAUCAACGAGAGCUGAACCACGAAUUUCAAUAUUGAGGUCAUGUGCUCAUUCUAAAAUGAAAGCUAAUUUUGCAGCAAUAAAUUAGAGGUAAAUUUCUCAAGCAGACUGAAAGUUUUUGGAGAGUUUUUGACAUUGAACAAAAAAAGGCCGAGCUGUUGCAACUACUGCCAGCCCCUCAUCGGAUGACAUCUGUUGCUCUUUCCAAGAACAUGGAAUGGAUUUCAUUAACAAAGCAUGUUUUUACUGCAGACAAACCUUUCCCCAUGAAGUUUGUGUUUGAAGGAAUCAAGACAGUAGCCAGUUUGCAUUUUUAAUACUGUACCAUGUAGAGAUGCUCUUUUAUUCUUCAAUCAGAAAUUGCUAGGUAACAACCAAUUUCUGCAGCAGGAGCAGAGCCAUAUGAGACUGAGGAAAGAUGAGAUGGCUCUGUGGACCCCAGCUGUCCUGUUUUGGUGAGAGUUGGCAAACGCUCGCAGAGUCUUCUUCAUACAUGCACAUUGCUGCUGUCAAGGCCCGAGAAUCCCCGAGCUUUAUUUUGUGAUUAAGCAGACUUGUGCAGCUUCUAGCUGGGCAGUGAACACUUCUGACUACCCCUAGUGAACCUCAAGCUCCCCUAGCCCAACUAUUGAGUCUGGACAGAUUUUCUAUGUUUGCUAAAUUUCUCCAGGAAUUGAGGCCAGAGAUAAUUUGUUUUGAAUUGUAUACUUUAUUUUAAAUGUAAAAAAGCAUGCAAUCAAUAUUUUCCCCUAGCCUUGCCUUCUUUGUAGUGUUAUUGCUGUUUAGUGUUUUAGACUUAAGACCUCUAACCCAAGAUGGCCAGUGGCAAGAAAAUCUGAGAUGGAAAUACCAUUUUAGGUGUGAAUGAUGGAAACCGUACUCGCAGGCAAAGCUCUUGUUAGAGUAGAAAGCAAGCCUUUGCCAAGCCUUUCGAAAUGUCAAUGUAAAUCAAUUCAUCCGAGAAGCACGGGAAGAUUUUAAACCCUCUUCAGUUUAAGAAUUAUGGAUCUAGAUGAUCUCUCUAUUGUAAGAUGCCCUUGUCUUACAAAUUUUAUAAUUGCCUUGUUUUCUGUGUGCUUUGCUCUUGUGGAUUUGUUUUUACUGUAUCUCUCCACAAUCAGGGCCAGUUUCUUUUUUGAAUGUAUACAUGCUCAGAGCAGCAUGCUUUGUUGGUUUGGGGCUGAAAUUCAAGGGUAACCAUACAUAUAAUAAAAAAUGUUAAACUUUCUGUUAAAUUGCUGUACAAGGAUAAAGAUUUUUUCUAGGUAGUUCUUUAAUCUUAAGUAUACAAUUGGAAGACCACACGCAUUAAGGAGCCCACCUGGAAUAUGAGCUGAACUCUGUCGCUCAGCUUGUCGAGUCCUGCUGUUUUGACCAGCCAGCUUGUUCUGUCUUGGCUACCAGUGAUCGCAUCUUGGGGAUUUAGUUUCCAUGCUGUUAGCGAGGGGUGCAGCACCCCCCAGCGAGGCAUCCUGGAGCAUGCAGAGGUCAGGCAGAGGGUGUGUUGGCAGUCUUUACUCUCUCAGUACAGUCCAGGAGUCACCGACGCAAAAGCCUAGUCUUGAAAUGGCUAACGUAGCCAAAUCAGCUGGAUAUAUAACAAAGGCAGGUUUUACCUGUGAAAUGUUGCUUGGGUGGGGAUGGGGGCUGUGGUAUAGCUUCCUAGGAGUUCUUCAGUAUUCUUCAUUUCUGCUCCCAAUACUAGGUUUCUAUCCAACAUGGUUAACAGGCGUCUUUUCCUAUUCCCAAGAUCAGGUGGGAUGGAGUACAUAAGUUGCCAUGUAAAAGUUGCACAACAGAAUCUGUGUACACAUGUGUUGAUUAAUUCCUAAAAUGGCCAGGUAUCUGAUGCUUUGUUCAAUUAGUGUAGAAGUGGUUUUCUUUAAAAGAUUAAUACUAGAAAGCACUAUUUUGUUAUGCCAGAUCUUCCUUGUAAUUUCCAUUGCAUUUCUCUUUCCAUUCCUUAUGUGGAAGUGGAGGUGGAGAGUGGGUGAUACUUCAUGCUUCCAGAAGACACAAAAACGGCAGUGGUGGGAUUAAUGCUGCUAGAGCCUUUCUAUUGGUCUGCCUACAGAUAGUGCUGCUCUCUGCUUUGCUCUGAACUCUGCCUUGAGCUUGUUAAUGUGUGAUAAUGCACUGCUUAGUCUAAUGAUUUAGUGGAAUAUGUAGACUAUAGAUUUUUUUGUAUGUACGUGUACUUAUAUAUGGUUUCAUGAAAGGGUGCUGUCUGAAGUACUGGUAACACUUUAAAAUGUCCACACAGUUUUUUUGACUAUUGCUCAACUCUCACCAGUUUCUUAAAUUCUAGGAAUAACCAGCAGUAGACCUCGAUUCAACAGAAAUACUAAUAGCAGAGGGAUAUGUUGUCUAAGAAAACAUUAGUGCUGCGAAUUGUAAGUGAGGAAGGGGCCAAAUUCAUUUUCUGCAUUGAUACAGUCUAAGUAUUAAGAGGCUGUUUCUAUUUGUUUUAACACCUGCUUCUUAAUAUGAGUAGAGAAGUUUGAUUGCACUUCUUUGGAGUUGAUGAAACGGUCUCGGUUUGUGCAUUUCUUUAUGGAGCUGACUACAAGACAUGGUCUAAUGCGAAGACCUCUAUUCUUAAAUAUUCUAAGAGAAAAAACAAGAGGUAUGGAAUAUUUAUCUGAGGGGGGAUACUAAGUUGACUGGAGAUGCAAAACAAGAUUUCAAUUUGGAUAUAAAUAAAACAUUGAGAUGAACGAUUUGUUUCUGCACCCUUUUUUUAAAAUCAAUGUAGUGAUGUUGAUCUUGCUGAUAAAAAGUUAAACCCAAGGAAAAUUUAAGUAUUGUAGGGUGGUUAUUCAGGUCCCAGCUAUGAACCUAAAAGGUAUUUCAGCUAUUAUCUGAGAAACAUUCGACUUCAAGCUUAGUGACUUCAGCAACACCAGUUAACUAGUGAGACUUUGGGGGAAAUAAACACUGAUCCCAUAGUUAAGCAAAUUGCUGUACUGACUCAUGUCACUUGAGUGAGUUAUAGUACUUUUUCUGUUUUUUUCCAGUCAAACCCUCACUUCCAUGCUUCUAGGCCAAUUAAUGAGGGACUCUAACAUCUGUACUUUGAAUCAAGCACAUCUUAAAAUGGACUACUUCUGUCACAGCCAUGGCCAUAUGGCUGUGGAGCAUGUAUACAUUUAAAACUGUUUGCUGUGUGAUUUCUAUACUCCAGAUCUUUAUAGAAAUUGUUUUGUAUAUGUCAUUGUCUGCAUGAGCAAAACCAAUUUGUUCAUUCCCAUUGCAGAUGGGCAUACUCUGGGAACAACUUUUUUUUCUGUUCUGGAAAAUGAAUAAUGCUGAUUUCUAUAAGAGCUGAUUUGUCAUUAUGCUUUGUAAACAGGAUAUAAAUGUUGUAGUAAAUGUUCCAAUAAAGUGAACACAACCCAUGUUAAUAAACUUAUUUUUGAAAUUGGAA
Messenger RNA from Lepisosteus oculatus (spotted gar), 6329 nucleotides. Lineage: Eukaryota; Metazoa; Chordata; Actinopteri; Semionotiformes; Lepisosteidae. The record is from RefSeq and is a predicted model, not a curated record.